Molecule: messenger RNA, 1656 nt
Organism: Galeopterus variegatus (Sunda flying lemur)
Lineage: Eukaryota; Metazoa; Chordata; Mammalia; Dermoptera; Cynocephalidae
Gene: NXF3
Product: nuclear RNA export factor 3
Biological process (GO): poly(A)+ mRNA export from nucleus
Cellular component (GO): nucleosome; cytoplasm; nucleus
Molecular function (GO): DNA binding; structural constituent of chromatin; RNA binding
Source: RefSeq, a predicted model, not a curated record
AUUCCAUUUGGUGCAAAAUAUGAUGAGAAGUGGCUGCUGAAUUUGAUUCAGAGCCAAUGCAGUGUCCCCUUCACAGCAGUUGAGUUUCACUAUGAGAAAAUGCAGGCCCAGUUCUUUGUUGAGAAUGCCAGCAUCGCCUUUGCAUUGAAGAGUAUCAGUGGCAAGAUUUGGGAUGAGGAUAACAAAAAGCCUCUCUUUUAUUCUCUGCCGAUAUCAGUCUUUGUCAGCCUCUCUGAUGUAUCAUGCUCUAUGCAGGAGCUGAAGCCUGAAAAGGUGGAGCAGAUAAAGCUGACCACAAACAAAAAAUGUGACACCUCCCAGAAAGCUCUUGGAAUCCAGGGACUCCCCUUUGGCUCAGACUUGAUGACCUGUGACAUCGAAAUGGCAAUGAAUCCUAGAAAAUGCAUGGCUGCCUCCCAGCAGAUCCAUGAAGAGAACAUAACUAAGGUGGAGUUUGCAAGAGAGAUGAACAAGGGGAAAGAACUGCAGCCAGAAGAGAUAUGUGCAGACAGAAACCUCCCGUGCAUAACCUUCCUGGAUACGUCCAACAACAUAAACUCCAUCCUGGAAUUGUUCCCCAAAUUAUUAUGCCUGGAUGACUAGGAGUCACUGAGACCAACCUUCUAUGGCACUGAGGCCCAAAGGUUACCAACCUGCAAGGGAAGCUUCUUUGGAUCUGAGACACUGAAGAGUCUUGUACUGCAGUUCCUGCAGCAGUAUUACUUCAUCUAUGACUCUGGUGAUUGAAAGGAUCUCCUUGCAUCUUACCACGAUGAGGGCUGCUUCUCCCUGACCAUUCCCUUCAACCUCAAACACCCAGCUAGGAUCAGCUUGUGCAAGUACUUCAAGGAUGAUAGGAAUACGAAGAAGCUGAAGGACCCCUACCUGCGGAGGCGGCUGCUGAAGCACACAAAACGUGACAUUGUGGACUUCCUCAGUGUGUUGCCCAAAACUCAGCAUGACCUCAGCUCCUUCAUGGUGGACAUGUGCAUCCAGACGGAUACGAUGCUCUGCUUUUCUGUCAAAGGGGUAUUCGAGGAAGUAGAAGGAAAGUCACAGGGUUCUGUUCAUGCCUUCACCCGGGCCUUCAUCACUAUCCCUACGAGCAAUUCCAGUCUGUGCAUUGUGAACGAUGAGCUAAUUGUGAGGAAUGCCAGCACCAAAGAGACGCAGAGCAUCUUCUCCAUCCCAAUGCUCACAUCUUCCUCCAGCUCCAUGCACACCCUCUCCAAGGAGCAGCAGGAAAUGGUGCAGGCUUUCUCCACCCAGUCUGGGAUGGACCUUGAGUGGUCCUAGAAGUGCCUUCACGGCAACCACUGGGACUAUAGCAGAUCUGCUCAGGUUCUCGCUGUGCCUAAGACCCACACCCUCCCCUACCUGAUAUGGCGGCAGCUACUCCUGAUCCGGCUCUGUCCCCUCGCCAAAGCUAGCCCAGUUGGACUGAGACUUGUGAAAAAGGGAGAUGUCAUCCGAGGCUGCGACCUCUUCGAGCGCCUCGCCGAGGAGGCCGGCUGCCUGGCCCGUUACAACCAGCGCUGCACCCUCACCUCACAGGACAUCCAGGCCGCCGUGCACCUGCUGCUGACCGGGGAGCUCCGCAAGCAAGCCGUGGUCGAGGGCACCAGGGCUGUGCUCAGGUUCACCAUGAGCACAUGA